Molecule: messenger RNA, 1376 nt
Organism: Topomyia yanbarensis
Lineage: Eukaryota; Metazoa; Arthropoda; Insecta; Diptera; Culicidae
Product: chymotrypsinogen A-like
Exons: 3
Coding region: 12-1340 (442 amino acids)
Biological process (GO): proteolysis
Molecular function (GO): serine-type endopeptidase activity
Source: RefSeq, a predicted model, not a curated record
CAGGAUGUACGAUGGAAGUUACGUCGGGAUCCAAAUUAUUAUUUUUACAAAUAGUUCUUGUUGUACUAUUGCUUCAUUGUGCAGAUUCAGCUGAUUGUGGACGACGGAAAAUAAAGUUGCAGCAGCUAGUGACUCACGGUUACACCACUUACCCGGGUGAAUUCCCGUGGCAUGCCGCUCUCUUUAUGGCAGCUGGAUUCAAAAAGUCCUACAUUUGUGGUGGUUCGUUGGUCAACGAGUUAAGCAUAGUUACGGCAGCUCAUUGUGUGACGGAUUCUGCCACUGGAUUGGUGGUAUCUCCCGCAACCCUGUAUGUACAGUUGGGAAAGUUCAAAUUAAAUUUGCUCUCGGAUACUGUGCAGGAGCAUGCCGUGCAACAGGUCGUCGUUCAUAAUGAUUUUCAGCUGGCCACCAGCAAAUAUGACAUUGCGAUAUUGAAAUUGGCCACUCAGGCGAAGUACACCGAUUACGUGCAGCCGAUCUGUGUGUUUCCUCAACCGGUGGUCAACUACAACGACGGAUCCAACCGUGGGGUGUCGGUUGGGUGGGGCUAUACCGAGUUCGAUACACUAUCGGAUGCCCUGCGAGGGACCACAAUGCCACUGGUCGGACACACCAAGUGUUUGGAGAGUAACCCUGAUCUGUUUGAUCGAACGAUUUAUGAUGGAAUGUUUUGCGCCGGACACAGGAAUGGAACCAACGUGUGCAACGGUGACAGCGGCGGAGGAAUGUACUUCAACCAUAACAACGUGUGGCAUCUGAUCGGAAUAGUGUCAUUCACAUCCGCCCGUGAAGUGGACACCAAUCUGUGCAGUACCAAAGAUUACACGGGAUUUACGAAAGUUUCCGCAUUCGAGGAUUUCAUCGUGAGCACCUGUGGACUGCAGGCUACUACCGCCGGAACUACGAAGCGACCGUCCAAUGAGGCCGCGAAGAAAAAGCAUUACUACAUUUCGGACUUUGCGAUAGAUUCCAAGGUAAAUUGGUUCCAGGCUGGCGAUCACUGCCGAUCCAUGGGGCAGCAUCUUGCGGAGAUUAGGUCCGAGCAGGAAAAUACCAAGGUUAAGGAAGUUAUUUCCAAAGCAGGUAUGGAAAUUGAUGCCAAUGGAGUGGCCCACUGGAAGCAGUUCUGGAUUGGUGCAAACGAUUUGGGGGUGAAUGGUGUGUUCCGAUGGCAAUUUAGUGGCCGGUCGCUUAGCUUCACUAAUUGGAGACAUGACGAACCUAACAAUAGGAAUAAUAAUGAACAUUGUGUGACAAUUUUGGGUAACAAACAUGCCUUCUGGGUGGAUGUCAACUGCAAGGGCAGAAGACAAGUUAUCUGCGAGGUGUGGAAGUAAUGAAAGGACGCUUGUGACUGUUUGGAUCUUAGUUGA